Messenger RNA from Dipodomys ordii (Ord's kangaroo rat), 651 nucleotides. It is a transcript of the gene Tmsb4x, whose product is annotated as thymosin beta 4, X-linked. Gene Ontology annotation, biological process: actin filament organization; regulation of cell migration. The transcript is spliced from 3 exons. Gene Ontology annotation, cellular component: cytoplasm. The coding region runs from base 113 to 247 and encodes 44 amino acids. NCBI's taxonomy places the organism in Eukaryota, Metazoa, Chordata, Mammalia, Rodentia, Heteromyidae. The record is from RefSeq and is a predicted model, not a curated record. Gene Ontology annotation, molecular function: actin monomer binding.
UAGGAGCGCCCAUAAAGUGGCGCUCGCCGCACCCCGCCCGACAUUCACUGGUGGCCACUGCGCAGAGCCGUCUCUUCUCGUCCACGCACUUCGCUUCGCUCCUUCAGCGACCAUGUCUGACAAACCCGAUAUGGCUGAGAUCGAGAAAUUCGAUAAGUCGAAAUUGAAGAAGACAGAAACGCAAGAGAAAAAUCCUCUGCCUUCAAAAGAAACAAUCGAACAGGAGAAGCAAGCAGGCGAAUCCUAAUGAGGUGUGCACCGCCAAUAUGCACUGUACAUUCCACAAGCAUUGCCUUCUUAUUUUACUUCUUUUAGCUGUUUAACUUUGUAAGAUGCAAAGAGGUUGGAUCAAGUUUAAAUGACUGUGCUGCCCCUUUCAUAUCAAAGAAUUGAGAACUACUGACAACAACGGAGGCCGAGCCUGCCUCUCCCAUCUGUCUGGCUGGCUGGGAAGGAAAACAACUUGAAUGUGCAUGAAGGAAGAAAGCUGGGUGGGAGGAAGGAGAAGUCUAGAGUAAUAUCCAAGCUGGUCCAAGAUAUCCUGCAGGCUGUAAAAUGCAGUUUAAUCAGAGUGCCAUUUUUUUUGUUCAAAUGAUUUUAAUUAUUGGAAUGCACAAUUUUUUUAAUAUGCAAAUAAAGUUUUAAAACCUG